AGUCCCAAAGGCCUCCCACCCCUUCCAUCCCUGCCUCGCGCAGGCGCGCCCCUAGCGGUCACCUCGCUCCCCCAACUGCUUCCCAGCGCCAACCGCCACUGCUGGGCCUGGGAUCCAGGACGCCACCAUGCUGAGCGUCCUGCUUCUGCUCAGCGGGCUCAGAGCGCUGGGCGAGCCCCUGACAAAUGAUUCGGAGAGACUACGCGUGCAAAUUACAGUUCCUGAGAAAAUGGGCCCACUAACAAGCGAUGACUCGGAAACGGAAGUGUCCUACAAAAUUGCAAUUGAAGGGACAACAUAUAUUGUGAACCUAACGCAAAAAACUUUUUUACCUUAUAAUUUUAAAGUUUAUGGCUAUGAUGAUGCAGGGAUUAUGAAACCUUUAGAAGAAGAGGUUCAGAAUUUUUGCUACUACCAAGGAUAUAUUGAAGGCUAUCCAAAGUCUUUGGUGAUCAUUACCACGUGUACUGGACUCAGGGGCGUACUGCAGUUUGAAAAUAUUAGUUAUGCAAUUGAACCUCUGGAGUCUUCUGUUGGUUUUGAACACAUCCUUUAUCAAAUAAAACAGGAGAAUAAAGAUGUUUCUCUCCAUACUUUGAAAAAUACUGAUUUAAAAAAUAUGACCUAUAAAAUACAAACUGUAAAGCCAUCAUCAGAAUUCUUUCAGUACAUAGAAUUGCAUCUUAUAGUUGAAAAAGAUUUGUACAAGCAUUUGGGUUCCACUACAGCUACUGUCACUCGGAAAAUUUUCCAGUUGGUUGGAUUGAUGAAUGGUAUUUUUAGUUCCUUUAAUCUUACAGUAAUUCUGGCUUCACUGGAACUUUGGACAGAUGAGAACAAAGUUCCAACCACUGGAGAUGUUAAUGAGUUAUUACACCAAUUUCAAGACUGGAAAAAAUCUUACCUUGUUUUACGUCCGCAUGAUGUGGCAUUUUUACUUAUUUACAGAGAAGCACCCAGUUACAUCGGUGCCGUCUUUCAAGGAAUGGUGUGUGACAAGGACUACGGAGGAGGCAUUGCCCUGCACCCCAAAAGCAUGAAUCUGGACUCAUUUGCAGUUAUUUUAGUUCAGUUACUGAGCCUCAGCAUGGGAAUUACUUAUGAUGACGUUAACCAAUGCCACUGCCCAGGAGCUGUCUGCGUCAUGAACCCAGAAGCGAUUCAUUCCGGUGGCGUGAAGAUCUUUAGUGACUGCAGCAUGAACGAUUUUGCACGUUUCACGUCCAAGCCAAUGUCUCAGUGUCUUCAGAAUCAGCCACGCUUGCAGACGGCUUACCAGGGGACUACUUGCGGCAACAAGAUAGUGGAGGCGGGGGAGACCUGUGACUGCGGAACAGAGGAGGAAUGCAAUAGAAGCCCACCUGUCUGCUGCGACCCUAUCACAUGUAGACUGAAAGAUACUUCAAAAUGUUUUACAGGGGACUGUUGCGAGAAUUGUGAGUUUAAAAGUAGUGAAGAAAUAUGCCGUAAUCGUGUUGAUGAGUGUGAUCUCCCUGAGUUCUGCAAUGGCUCAUCUGCGGACUGUCAAGAAGACCUCUUCAUUCUUAACGGGCAUCCAUGUGGGGAGAAUAAAUGGAUCUGCAUGAACGGGAAGUGUGUGAGUGGGAAGACGCAAUGUGAAGCAGCAUUUGGUGAAGGUGUAGACUUUGGUACAAGGGAAUGUUAUGAACAACUUAAUUCUAGGAAUGAUAUUGCUGGAAACUGUGGUAUAAGGAAAGACGGGAGUUACACACCAUGUGCACCUAACAAUCUGAAGUGUGGAAAAUUAGUAUGUGUAUAUAAUAAGAUGGAAGUAAACAGAAACAAACAUGCAACUACUAUUUAUGCCAACAUAAAUGGAGAGGUCUGUGUUUCUCUGGAAUAUCCUCUGAAUUAUAGCAAUAGUAAUGAGAUGUGGGUACAAGAUGGAACUGUUUGCGAUACACAAAAGGUUUGUAGGAAUAAGGAAUGUGUAGCUGAUUCCUUCUUGGGUUAUGACUGCACACCAGCAACUUGCAACAAUAAUGGUGUAUGCAAUAACAAAAAGGCAUGUCAGUGCUACCCUGGAUAUUUACCGCCAGACUGCAGCAUCAAAAUUCCUGUGUAUGGUGCACAAUUUGAUCCUGAAAGGCAUUACAUCAAAGGUGUUUACCAGACCAAGCCUAAAAACUGGCCAUUUCUCUUGAUCAUUCCUUUUCUCAUUAUUUUCUCUGUCCUGAUUGCUAUAGUGGUAAAAGUCUAUUUCCAAAGGAAAAAAUGGAGAACAGAAGACUAUAUAAGUGAAGAGGAUCUUGAAAGUGAGAGUGAACACAAAGACUCCAAAGAGAAGUCUGGAUAGCGAGGAUUCUGAGAUGUCACAAGCAUUUAUCUUCAAUGGGCAGAAGAAAGUGGAAAAGAAAAAAUAUGCACUACCUGAUAUCUUGGGAGUCAACCUUACAUACUGUGGUUUCUAGUGCACCAGAAAUGAUACAUGUUUUCAUGUACAUGUAAUAUAUACAUAUAAGUAUAUAUAUGAUUCUACAAACUAUUUGUAAGAAAGGCCCAAUUAUGAGUUUUAUAUUACAUUUUUCUUGUUUCAAAUGUUAUUUU
Heterocephalus glaber (naked mole-rat) is the source of this 2568-nucleotide messenger RNA. RefSeq names its product ADAM metallopeptidase domain 2 (gene Adam2). Gene Ontology annotation, cellular component: plasma membrane. The record is from RefSeq and is a predicted model, not a curated record. Gene Ontology annotation, molecular function: metalloendopeptidase activity. Lineage: Eukaryota; Metazoa; Chordata; Mammalia; Rodentia; Bathyergidae. Gene Ontology annotation, biological process: cell adhesion; proteolysis; binding of sperm to zona pellucida.